AUGAAAUGCGAUGUUCAUUGUGCAACAAAAAUACUAACAAUUGUUUGUGGAGGUUUAAUUAUUGCGCUUGCAAUAUCUAGAUUUACGAAUCUGUCUAUUGAGCAUCCAUAGCAAUUUAUUCUUACAAUUCAUUAUAUAUGGAUGGGGGCUGUGUUGAUUUUAGCAGAGUUUCGUUUUGCAUAUAUUCAUUAAAAAUUCAAAGUUUUGACAAGUUAUUUUGGAAGAGGAUUGUAUUGUUUCUUUUUGGGUACUUUAAUGAUAUCAUCGUUUUCGCCUUUGUAGAUUACAUGUGCCGUCGUAUUGUUUGUCGUGGGUUUAAUUUACAUUUUGAUGCAACUAUUUAGUAAAAAAUUUGGAUGGAGUGCGGAAGAAGCAAAGAACCCUUAUUAGAUUCCGUCUCAAAAUCAACCGAAUGCAUAUCAACCACCAUAUCAAUCAAAUGUUAAUUUUUAAUAAGGUGGACCUGCCUUAAAAUGA
This is a messenger RNA of Paramecium tetraurelia, 477 nucleotides long. RefSeq lists its product as uncharacterized. The transcript has 4 exons. The record is from RefSeq and is a predicted model, not a curated record. NCBI's taxonomy places the organism in Eukaryota, Ciliophora, Oligohymenophorea, Peniculida, Parameciidae.